AUGGCUGCUCCAGUCGAUGACGAUUAUUUGCGCACGGGCGGCGUGAACCCGAAUCUGUCGAUUCUCUCGUCGCCCCUGUCUCCGUCUUCCUCUCUCUCGCCUUCGCUCUACGCGACCCAGCCGUCUCUCUCUCUCUCCUCGCACCCUGCGAAACUCGCCGGAGACCUCUACCUCAACGGAUAUGGAAAGCAGUUCGGAGACAAAAUCACCUACUCCGCCGGCAUCUCUUACGCGGCUGGUCUGAGUCUCGGUGGCCUGUAUGGAUUCGGCGUCGGUCUGAAGCGAGGAGGCGCUACCGCUCGCCUGCGCAUCAACGCAAUCCUCAACGGCUGCAGCGAACACGCCCCAAAGACAGGCGCCCAACUCGGGACGAUCACUCUUUUCUACUGCUGCUUCAACAACCUCCUCGGCCUGUUCCGCGAAGACGAACCGACCAAUGCUCCGAUCGCCGGUGCUGCUGCUGGCGCGCUGUACAAAUCCCUGGCGUCCUGGAAGGUCUUGGGCGCGUACGCGGCCACAGCCUCUCUGGCUUUCACGGGAAUUGACCAGUAUCUCCGCAAGUACGUCUGA
Messenger RNA from Neospora caninum, 570 nucleotides. RefSeq lists its product as hypothetical. The record is from RefSeq and is a predicted model, not a curated record. Gene Ontology annotation, biological process: protein import into mitochondrial matrix. The transcript has 4 exons. NCBI's taxonomy places the organism in Eukaryota, Apicomplexa, Conoidasida, Eucoccidiorida, Sarcocystidae. The coding region runs from base 1 to 570 and encodes 189 amino acids. Gene Ontology annotation, cellular component: TIM23 mitochondrial import inner membrane translocase complex; mitochondrial inner membrane. Gene Ontology annotation, molecular function: transmembrane protein transporter activity.